GUGGAAAGGAAAUAGAAAUUUACUUAGUAUGGGUAAUUUGAAGCAUGUCACUAUCGUCUUUGUGUGCUUGGUUGCAAUGCCAAUUCUUUGGCCUUUAUUAGUGUCUGCAAGCAAUGCAUCACCAACGCCGAUUGCAGAUACAAUUUAUAUGCCAAGUAUGGGACCCAUAUCCAAAGAAGAAUAUAUACAGGAGUGCAUUGAUUAUGAAGGGAUAGUGCUUGAGGGCUCUGGUUUGGAUUAUAUAGAGCUUUGCACUGAAUAUGCUAAUCAAUUAUGUGCAACAAAUAACACCAAUCUUUAUUGUUGAUACUACUAUAAAUAUCACAGGCUAUUGUAAUAUCCAAGUGGUUUUCUUAUCUUAUUUUUAAACUUCAAUAUUUAAUAAUUUUUAAAUUUCA
Cuscuta epithymum is the source of this 398-nucleotide messenger RNA. The record is from the annotation of a GenBank genome assembly. NCBI's taxonomy places the organism in Eukaryota, Viridiplantae, Streptophyta, Magnoliopsida, Solanales, Convolvulaceae.